Knipowitschia caucasica is the source of this 2700-nucleotide messenger RNA. The record is from the annotation of a GenBank genome assembly. Lineage: Eukaryota; Metazoa; Chordata; Actinopteri; Gobiiformes; Gobiidae.
AUGACCAUCAUGACCCCCCCCCAUUUCUCCAAAUUUGAGCAACUCCCUCUGACCCCUCCCUCCUCCAGCAUUCGCAGCAUCACCCUUUACAGCGCACAGUCAUAUUUGGUCCUCCGGAAAUAUCCACAGCUCGGAGAAGAGGUAUGCCCCAAAAUGGAUUCUCAGUUGGCUACAGUCCUGACCAGUGGGAGCCUAAAUGUUCAAAAUGGCAGCCAGUGCACACAGAUAUCAGGGCCACUUUCCGAGGUCUGCUUAAACUCACAGGGAGAGGAGAGCCCCCCCUGCACUGUGCCAGGUAACAUCCAGCCAUGCCCUGUUCAAAAAGCACUGACCAUCAGGGAAGACUCACUGUCAAUCAAUGGAAAAAAGCCAGAAGGAGGCGGGACUCCCAAGCCGGCGUCCCACGACACAAGUAAGAGUGGUGGAUUCAGGGAACCAAUUACAGUCAAGACCGGCGUGCCUAUUCUGCGCAGGGAGCCAAUCAGAAUCCGAAUAGUCGCUCCCCCACAGCGCAAAAGGCCAAUCACUGCCUCCACCCUCAGUCGCACCAAAGACCUGACCCGCUCCUGUUUGAAAAAGCUUGUUGUUCUCCCAGCUGUGGAUCAAAACGCAACCAAGGGUCAUAACAGACUCAAAAGUGAAGCUGAAAUCAAGCAGAUCUCUGAAAAAUCCGGAGAUGACUUUAUGAAAAAGGGAGAUACGGGGAAAAAGGAAUUAAACAAAGACAAUGAUUUGUGCCAGGAUAAAAAUAACAACACCCAUGUUUUAGAAGAUCUCCUCAUUUCAAGCAAGGAUCCAGUGAAAAUACUAACGCAGUUCAAGAUUAAAGAGGAACCAGAGAAUGAUCAACAGAAAACAAUUCCUGUAGUUUGGAAAAGGAUACAAUUGGACACUUGCAAGUUAAACGUUGUGGAAAUGGAGGAACAGACUGAACCCCUGGAUUUAAGUCUUCCGAAAAAACGUAAUGGCCGUGAGAGGCGGUGCGGACGCUCGUUGGAAGACGGGGGAGAGAGUUCACUUAUAAUGGAGGUGGAUGAGUUUGAUGGGGAGGGAGAUCGAGACAUAGUGGAAGAGGACAGUGAGUUAGACAUUAUUUACACCAGUGACUUAGAACUCUCCCCUUCUUACUUUGACUCGUCUAUGGACUGCAACCUGGAAGAUCUACUUUUAAUAGACAAUGAAGGCAUUCCAUACACCCUAAGCCCGGACGGACACAAAUUGCCUCAAGUCGACAUUUCCAAAUUGGAGAAAGCGAAAUGUGUAGUUGAUGAAGACGGGCCUUCUUUAUCAUCUGAGGAAGGUACUAGUCUUGGCCAAAGUUUAGAACAGGAACCAACGGACGCAUCAUGUGACAAGCCAAUCUCAGAGAGUCCUCCUCCUCCUUCACUCUCGCCACAGUUGGAGCAUGACUUUGAGAACGAGGAAACUCAGCCGAGCCAGGAAGUUGGCAGCAUCUUGUCUCAGCCCUCAUCUGGAAUAACGCUGCCCAAUCAACCUGUACAAAUUCUCACAAAUUCCUCCAACAACACACCCAUCCUCUUCCUCUCGUCCGCCACAUCGUCCGUUCAGACUCCCUUAAGCUUGUCCUUGCCAUUUUCACAGGUUCCGUCUUCAACUCAGAUGCUGCUUCUUCUUUCCCCUGUGGCGUCUUCUGCUGGUGACGCAACCGCUACCUCCACACCUAUUGCAUUCCUGGAUCCUACCACCGGCCAGAUAUCCCAGAUUACAACGACGGCAGCACCUCUGGGUCAAAUGGGUGCGAGCGGAACGCCUUUGACCCAUCCCAUGAUUCGACUCGGCCCAAACCAGGCAAACAUCAUCCUCUCAGGCAACACAAUCCUUAGCUCUAGUGUGACUCCACAGACGGACCAGAACUCGUUUGUUCAAAAUCCAAUAAGCUCUUCAGAAUCCACGCCAUCUGGAAACCAAGCCAUAUUUUCUGAAGACACCGAAGACAAGCCAUCCACUGCCGGUUCUGCUCACUCACAACCACUCGCUUUAAACUUUGAGACCUCUUCUCAACCCGGCAAUGACCAAGAACUACAGUUGCCCACCGCAGAGUCAAAACCCGGUCUCUCCGACCCCAAAUUUGAACUCAACGACCAUCUUUACUACAACUGUGCCGAGCCGCCUGACGAUUCGCUCAUGGACACCACCAAGCUGGAGCCCAUGGACGAAGUCGACCCUCUCAGUGCGGACUGGACCCCCGAAGGGCAGGGUGCUCGGAGGGUGCUGUACUGCCAGCUGUGCCCUAGGGUUUUCUUUUACAUGUCCGACCUGGAGCGUCACGCCAUCACGCACUCACAGAAGAAACCCCAUGUGUGUCCACAGUGCGGCAAGGCCUUCAAGCGCUCCAGCCAUCUGCAGCGACAUAAGCACAUCCACACGGGCCAGAGGAACUACGUGUGUCCCAUUUGUGCCAAACGUUUCCGGGAGGCGGGCGAGCUGCAGCGGCACCAGCGCGUACACACCGGAGAGAAGCCGUACCAGUGCCAGCUGUGCCACACGCGCUUUGCAGAGCGCAACACGCUGCGCAGACACACUAAGCGCAAGCACCCGUACCACCAGGUUGCCAUGGAAAUGCUGAGUGACAACAAGAGCGGCGGCGGAGCAGCCGGCGUCCCGGAAGAGGAGAGUGCGGAGUGGUACAGCUCGUCUGUGUCGCACAUGGACAACUCUGAGUCUGAGGCAGAGGCAUAG